This is a messenger RNA of Tetrahymena thermophila SB210, 315 nucleotides long. RefSeq lists its product as hypothetical. NCBI's taxonomy places the organism in Eukaryota, Ciliophora, Oligohymenophorea, Hymenostomatida, Tetrahymenidae. The transcript has a single exon. The record is from RefSeq and is a predicted model, not a curated record.
AUGCUCCACCUAAUGGUGGAUUUGGGUUAGUAUAUCUCUAAUUAAAUUUAGCAAAAACUUUAUCUCUAUUAUUUUAGUAGUAGGAUUCUAAAUCAUUUGUAUAUUUAUUUAUAGGAGCUUCAAAAGGUUGUUAAUAAUAUGAAUUAAACUAGUUUGGAAUCAUAGUAAACUAGUUAAAAUUUUAAUCCUACUAAUACGGUUAUUGUUAUUAAUCAUACUGAGGUUGCUAAUAAGCAUUAGAGUGAAUUGAUGGAAACAUUUUUUACACUUUUUAUUCUAUUUAAUUAUUUAUCAAAAUGCAAUAGACUAAAUUGA